AUGACAAAUUCUUCUUUUGAAGUAGUCAAGCAAGCAGUAAACCUUGCCUACAACAGUCUUCCUCAUUCUCUGAAAACAUGUAUGCUAUAUCUUAGCAUAUAUCCUGAGGGGCACAUAAUUUGGACGAAUGAUUUGCUGAAGCAAUGGAUGGCUGAAGGUUUUAUUAGCUUGACACAAGGAACAGAAAUCGAUCGAGUUGCUGAAAACUAUUUUUAUGAGCUUGUCAACAGAGGAAUGAUACAACCUGUAGAUGUUGACUAUAAUGAUGAGACUAUUUCAACUGAGAUAUAUGAAAAUUUCAUGCAACAUAAGUGUAGACCUGCCAUUGAAGAUGCAAGGGCUACAAUAUUUGGAAACAUUGGAGAUAAAUGCAAGAAUAACAUGAGAUCUCUGCGUUCUCUGGGAUACUUUGACCUUUGUAAUAACUCUGAAGACAACAUAAGAAACCUUGGUGAGCUGACUAAUCUGCAAGAUCUUCGACUUACUUGUUCGACUGUACCAUUUGACCGCUUGGAGAGGAACAUGGAAGUUGUCAGCUCUUUCCUAUGGAGACUUGGCAAUCUGAAAUCUUUAUCUCUGGUUCCUAGUCACAGUGCUUCAAGCAAGUGCAUUUCCUGCGAUGGUUUGAGAAUUGUGUCCACUCCUCCCAGACUUCUCCAGAAACUUGAGUUAUUGAUGCCUAUUGGUGUGUUCUCUAGGCUUCCCAAGUGGAUUGGACAACUUGACAAAUUGUGUGUUUUAAAAAUUGUUGUCAGAGAAGUACUGAGAUAUGAUAUCGACAAUCUCAUAGGAUUGCCUUCCCUCUCAAUUCUGUCACUGAAUGUUCGGACAGUCCCUUCAAGCAAGAUUAUCUUUCAUAAAACGGCAUUUCCAGCUCUCAAGUACCUCAAGUUCAAGUGUAGACUACUUUGCUUAAGCUUUGAGGAAGGAGCAAUGCCCAAUCUGAAAAGGCUCAAGCUAGGUUUCAAUGCACAUGGAGCAGAGGAAUACUGCAGUACGAGUGUCGGUAUUGAGUUCCUUUUGAGCCUAACAGAAAUCAAUGGAGUAAUUGGCGUCUUUGGUGCUAGUAAAUCUGACAGAAUAGCUGCAGAGCGCGUGUUGAUCAAUGUUUCAAAAGUACAUCCAGGUUGUCCUAGCAUCAAUAUCCAUCAGGUAGAUUGCAUUUUUGACGGUAAUGAAGCAAUGAGUAGCAAGGCUGAAGAAAAGGCAUACAUGUCUCUACAGGAAACACAAUGUCAGAUCUUGGAGAAAGUUUUAACUGAUCAACAUGGCAUUCUGGAACUUAACACACAGAAAAAUAAGGAAGGAAGAGUUGUCAGACGCUGUACAUUCAUAUCACAAAGUACAGCAACUGCCUGUGGCAAAACUCACACGCACUGUUACACCAUUUUUGCAGAGCAUGAAAGAGAUAAGGGAAGGAAGAGGGAAAGAGAGAUGGCUAGUGUAAGUGUUUCAACUGGGGUGAUGAACUCUCUUCUGGAGAAGCUCAACUCCCUCCCAUGUGAGGAAAAUUAUAAUCUCAAAGGUGUGCGGAAUGAGUUGGUGUUGCUUAAGAGUCAGCUCAGUGAGCUGAAUAUUCUCCUUGAGGUAUUAGCAGAAAUGGAUGAACCUGCUCCACUAGCAGAGAAGUGGAUGAGCCAAGUGAAGGAGCUGACGUAUGAUGUUGAGGAUUACAUUGAUGACUUGAGUUGCCAAGGUCAUUAUUAUGGUAAGGUUUUGUUCGCUAGAUGGAUUGCUCAAUACAUCAGUAUGUUAAUCGAACACUCUCAUGCCAAUCAGCGGAUCCAACAAUUGACGAUUGCCAUCGUGGAUGCAAUUCAUCAGCAUAAGAGGUAUAAACUUGAUUGCAGCUUGGCGUCUCCCUCUUUGUGCCUUGAUACUCGACUACCUGUACUUUUUGUGGAUUCAGCUGGCCUUGUGGGUAUUGAGGGACCAAAGAACAAGCUCAUCAAACUGUUAAUGAAUGUUCAUGCAGAGCAAGGGUUGAAAGUGCUAUCUAUUGUGGGAUUUGGGGGUUUAGGCAAGACAGCUCUUGCCAAUGAGGUGUACCAUGAACUUGGAGAACAGUUUGAGUAUCGAGUUUUUGUAUCAGUGACCCAAAGACCUCAGAUUGCAGUACUACUACGCAACAUGCUCUCACAGCUUGGAGAACAGAAGUCUGCUGAAUCCAACGAUGUGCAAUACCUCAUUAGCAAACUCAGGGAACAUCUAAAUAACAAAAGGUACUUCAUCAUACUUGAUGAUUUAUGGGAUGAGUCAGUGUGGAAUAUUCUUAGUUGUGCUUUUCCAACAAAUUCUCAUGGUAGUAGAGUAAUAACAACGACACGAAUUGAGACCGUGGGCAGAGCAUGUUGUGCUUAUCAGGCUGAUUUCAUAUAUAAGAUGCAAUGUCUGAAUGCUAAAGAUUCAGAAACAUUAUUUUUUAGUAGAAUAUUUGGAUCCAAAGAUCAAUGUCCUGAAAAUUUGGAAGAAGGCUUAGUUGAGAUUGUAAGGAAGUGUGAUGGGGUGCCACUUGCAAUUGUCACUGUAGCUCAACAUUUAGCUUCUCGGCAAACUACAUUUAAGGAACAAUUGGAGUCUCUGCGAAGUUCUCUGUGCACCAUACUCGGAACAUGUUCCACAUUUCAAGGAAUACGGCAUACAUUAAACCUUAGCUACAUAAAUCUUCCGAAUUAUCUGAAGACAUGCUUACUAUAUCUGGGUAUAUAUCCAACGGGUUACACUAUCAGAAAAGAUGAUUUGGUUAAGCAAUGGGUAGCUGAAGGUUUUGCGAGCAGCAUGCAUGGGCAAGAUGCUGAGCAUGUUGCAAAGGGUUAUUUCAACGAGCUUGUCAAUAGGAGUGUGGUUCAACCUGUAGAUACAGAUUACAAUGAUGAGGUGUUGUCUUUCAGAGUUCAUAGUUCGAUGCUUGAAUUUAUCAGGUAUAAAUCUGCAGAAGAGAAUUUUCUUACAGUAGUCGAUCAGUUAGGAGCAACAAGAGGACGCCCAGACAAAAUCCGACGGCUCUGCCUUCAUGUUAAUGAAUCAAGUGCUUUCAGAAUACCAGCAAGCUUUGAUUUGUCACAAGUUCGAUCUCUUCUGUUUUUUGGAGCUUCGGUUAUGGAUGUUUCCGAGUACAGGUUUCUUCGAGUAUUAAUUUUACAAUCUUUUGACAGUGGCCUUCUGCAGGAAAUUGACCUCACAGGAAUUCAAGCAUUGUUCCAACUAAGAUACUUGAAGGUUUCAGCAUACAUUACACUCUUACCUAGACGAAUUGGGAUGUUGCAGUAUUUGCAGACACUGUGCAUAGAAGGGUCUAGACUACUUUAUAUGCCACCUGAUAUUGUCUGUUUGCCAAAUUUGUCGCAUCUGAUUGUUCCAUCGCAGACAAGCUUGCCUGAUGGGAUUUGCAACCUGAAAUCCUUACGUACUCUGAAGUGUUUCGAUUUGGAUAUGAACUCAUCAAAGAAUAUAAAGGGCAUUGGAGAGCUGACUAGUCUUAUAGAACUUGAUUAUUUCUUUGAUGGAAGGAAACUCAAAACAGAAAAACAGGAUGCUCUUUGUUGUUCCCUUGGAAAGCUUGCUUAUGGUAAGCUAAAAUAUCUAUACAUUUCUGCUCCUGGUUCUGGUUACAAUGCUUCUAGGUUGAGUAAUGUAUCUCCAUCGCCCCAACAUCUUGAGAAACUAGUUCUUUCUGGCUGCUGGUUUUUACAUGUUCCCAAGUGGAUUAAAGAACUCCGUGAACUUUACAGCUUGGUACUCUCAGUUGAGGACUUGGACAUGAGUGAUGUCCGUGCACUAGGAGGAAUGCCCACCCUAGUCCACCUUUUUCUGGAAACCCGAAGGGGUCCUAUGGAAAACUCCAUCACCAUUACUGACAAGUCAUUCCCCGCUCUGAAGCAUUUUGAAUUCAGUUGUAGAGCACCAUGUCUGAUCUUCCAGGCUGGUGCAAUGCCCCAGGUUGAAAGGCUUAGUUUAAAUUUUGCUGCUGACGGAUGGAAUAAAUGCAAUUCUGAAGCCAUUGGCAUUGAGCGCUUGACUGAAUUGAAAGAAAUCUGUGUACAAGUUUUGGGAAGUGGUGCCAACAGAUUAAAUACAGAGUCUCGUAUCCUCGCAGAAGUUUAUUACUACUUCGAACAAUUCCAUGCUCAUGGUAAAAAUGUGCGUUACUCUUACAAUAAUGAUGUGGACCACUCUUACUUUAAUGAUGACGGCGAUGAUGAUUACAAUGGAGACUCUGAUGUGAGUUCAGUGAUAAGCGGAUGA
Oryza sativa Japonica Group (Japanese rice) is the source of this 4245-nucleotide messenger RNA. The record is from RefSeq and is a predicted model, not a curated record. Lineage: Eukaryota; Viridiplantae; Streptophyta; Magnoliopsida; Poales; Poaceae.